CGCUUCCCUUUCGAGUGUCGGUUAUCUGAGGGAAACUUGUGGAGACCCCAGCGGCUUGAGCUCUGCCCUGCGCCCUGAGCGCGCAGUGCUUUUAAGUGAAGCAGUUGUCCCAGCCCGAAAAAUUUGGGCCGUUCUGGCCUGGGGAUUUAGCUCAGUGGUUCCGUCGCCUGCCUCGCAAACGCAAGGACCCGAGUUCGAUCCUCGGUACCAAAAAAAAAAGGUUUUGGGCCGCUCUGCCAGCAGCAGUCUCCGGAAGGAGCUUGGGUUUAUAUUGAUUUUUCUUAUGUUCGGUCCGUGGAAGGUGUUGGCAUUUUACGUUUGAGGACAAUUUAAAUUACUUUCUUUGAGAAAUCCUAUCUUUCUCUCCAGGUGCUCAUAUCCUUGUUUUCCAUGACAGAUUUUGACGACAAUAUAUACAAAAUAUACAUAAAGAUGAUUACUAAUAUAGUAAUAUUGAGCUUGAUCAUUUGCAUUUCCUUAGUUUUCUGGAUAAUGUCAAUGACUGCUAGCACUUAUUACGGUAACAUACGGCCUAUUUCUCCUUGGCGUUGGCUGUUUUCUGUUGUUGUUCCUGUUUUGAUUGCCUAUAAUGGCUUUAAAAAGAAAAGUCUAGAUCACAGUGGGGCAUUGGGAGGGUUAGUGGUUGGAUUCAUCCUAACCAUUGCAAAUUUCAGCUUUUUUACCUCUUUGCUGAUUUUUUUUCUUUCUUCUUCAAAACUCACUAAAUGGAAGGGACAAGCAAAGAAGCAUAUAGAUUCAGAAUAUAAGGAAGGAGGGCAAAGAAAUUGGGUUCAGGUGUUCUGCAAUGGAGCUGUGCCCACAGAGCUAGCCCUGCUCUACAUGAUAGAAAACGGCCCUGGAGAGAUGCCGAUCGACUUUUCGAAGCAGCAUACUGCUUCCUGGAUGUGUUUGUCUCUCUUGGCUGCACUGGCCUGCUCUGCUGGAGACACCUGGGCUUCAGAAGUUGCCCCAGUUCUGAGUAAAAGCCAGCCAAGGCUGAUUACAACCUGGGAGAGAGUUCCAGUUGGAACCAAUGGAGGGGUUACAAUGGUGGGACUUGCUUCCAGUCUCCUUGGUGGAACCUUUGUGGGCAUUGCAUACUUCCUCACACAGCUGAUUUUUGUGAAUGAUUUAGACAUUUCUGCUCCUCAGUGGCCAAUUAUUGUAUUUGGGGGUCUAGCUGGAUUACUAGGAUCAAUUGUGGACUCAUAUUUAGGUGCGACAAUGCAGUUUUCUGGUUUGGAUGAAAGCACUGGCAUGGUGGUCAGCAGCCCAUUGAACACAGCAAAGCACAUAGCAGGAAAACCUAUUCUUGAUAACAAUGCAGUGAAUCUGUUUUCUUCUAUCCUUGUUGCCCUCCUCCUCCCAACAGCUGCUUGUGGUUUUUGGCCCAGAGAGUGAACUUUAUUUAAUUUCCACAGGUUAGAAUUGAUUGAGUCCAGCUAAAUGUGCUGUUCUAAGUUUUAUCCUAAGAAUAACAAUUGUAAUGCCAAAAUGUAAAUGUCAGCUCCUCUCAUAUUUCAUUGUAAAGGAAUUACACAUUUUUUCUUUCAUCAACUCCUUUUAACAGCUAAUAUCUUUCUAGUAAGAGACAAGUGCAUAAAACUUAUGCGUAUUUUUCUCCUACUGACUGUAGCUUCGUAAACAGUGGAGAUAUAUUUUUCCUAUAUUUUGUUGUACAUUGAACUAAAAUAUCUACAUGGUAAAUGUAAGACUGGUUUUUCUUUUGUAAACCAGAGUAAAGACUAAAAGUGAUGAUAUGUUAAAGUGAUUGUCAGUUGUAGCAGAGAAAAACCACUGCAUCAGUUACUCCGGUGCUAUAUCUGUUCCGGGUGGCUUUAAGACAAGCUGGUGUGUGUGGAAGCUUAAGUAAGUGUAGUAUCCUGGAUUUUUAUGACCUUGCCACUCAUAUUUUUGAAAAGUGCAGAAGUUGGUCCCUAGUGAAUUGUAUGGUUUACUCUGCAUUUUUCUUCCUUCUUCCAGAUUAGUGAUGGAAAAAGGUAAAUGUCUUUUUUUAUAUGACCAUUACAAAGUGUGAAAAAAUUAUGUGUUAAAAAAGCUAAAUUUUGGGGCCAGGGAUUUGGCUCAGUGGUUUCGCUGCCUGCUGCACAAGCUCAAGGACCCAAGUUCAAUCCCCGGUACCAAAAAAAAAAAAAAGCCAAAUUUUAUCUGAACAAUGUGUACCUUAAUACACUAUUUUGAAUUCAUCUACAGUGUGUUUUGUAGUUUUCUUUGAAAUAUACAUAGAAAUUUGUUUUAGCUUUGGUAAUCUGAACAGUAACCAGAGAGUCGCUGGAAGCUUAUUUUCAUUAUGUUUUUUUUUUUUUUUCCCUGUACCAGGGAUCGAAUUCAGGACCUUGGUGCUUGCAAGGCAGGCACAGCACCACUGAGCUAAAUCCCUGGCCCAAUUUUUUUAAGUCACUGGAAAGUACUGUGAUUUCCUUUUAUGAACCUUUUAACUUGUGCUCACCUUUACAUUCAUUAUAGCCUCAACCAAAGUGAAUUCUGUUUUCUGUCUUUGUUCUUCACUAUGACUUAACUGUGUUCUGCAAAAGUUUUGACAUGGAGAAGAUUAUUUUACUAAAUGUAUUUUUAAAUGUU
This is a messenger RNA of Heterocephalus glaber (naked mole-rat), 2601 nucleotides long. Lineage: Eukaryota; Metazoa; Chordata; Mammalia; Rodentia; Bathyergidae. The record is from RefSeq and is a predicted model, not a curated record.